AUGGAUGAAAAGAAGAAGAAGGAUCCAUUUGAUAUUUAUGGUGAAUAUAUUGCUGCUGAAUUAAGACGUGUCAAAGAUGACCAAGCCGUGACACAGGUAAAGUACCAUAUUAAUAAUACACUGUAUGAAUUAAAAAUGGGACGAUAUAAUACAUAUGGAUAUCAAACGGCAUCUUCUCAUCCAUCAUCAACACCAAAUAAUGUCCAGGAAACUGAAAUAGGGGAAAUUAAGACACAGGAAACAAAUAGACUAGAUGCAAUACAAGACGAAACAGAAGAUUCGGCUAUACUAAACUUAGUUAAUAACUAUCUCAGUGAUGAAUCAACACAAUAG
Parnassius apollo (apollo) is the source of this 333-nucleotide messenger RNA. The record is from the annotation of a GenBank genome assembly. Lineage: Eukaryota; Metazoa; Arthropoda; Insecta; Lepidoptera; Papilionidae.